AGUACAACUACUGUUGCCACUCUUCAGCAUGGGAGCCAUGCCACUGCAUUGUGUGUGUGGAAUAUUUACAUUCCUGAGUGUCUGUCUGAUUUCCUUCACAACACCUUGCAAUGGAGGGAACAUUCUGGUGUUCCCUGUAGACGGCAGUCACUGGGUCAACAUGAAGAUCCUGCUAGAAGAACUUCAUGCCAGAGGACACAACAUCACUGUGAUCAGGGCCUCCACCAGCUGGUACAUCGCAGAAAAGUCUCCUCUCUACACCUCCAUUACAAUUGCAAUACCAAUGGAUGAAGGUUUGGAGAACUUUUUUGAUGACUACCUACAAGAGAAUAUGAGGGCGCAGAGACAGGGGGCUUCAGCACUUACUUUCCUCAAAAUCACCAAGGAUUUCCUUUCAAUGCUUUCUGAAGCUCAUUCUAUAUGGUCUCAAGCUCUUGUUGAAAUCUUUGAUGAUGAGAAUAUGAUCAAAAGCUUAAUGGAUUCCCAAUAUGAUUUUGUUCUGACUGACCCUGCCAUGGCACCAGGGGUCUUACUAGCUAAAUAUCUCAAACUGCCCCUGGUGCUCAAUGUUCGUUGGAUCACCAGCGGAGAAGGCCACUUUGCAAUAGCCCCCUCACCACUCUCUUAUAUCCCAGUGCCAGGAUCGGGCUUAACUGAUAAAAUGAAUUUCAUGCAGAGGAUCAAGAACAUGUUUUUCUACAGCAUCAUACUGUUCCAGCAGAAAUUCAUUGUGGGACCAAGCUACGAUGCCCUCUGUGAUAAAUAUAUAGAGGAUGGAUGUGACAUCAUUGCGCUUCUUCAAGAAGCAGACAUUUGGCUGUUCAGAUCCGAUUUUGUGUUUGACUUCCCCCGGCCCACAAUGCCAAAUGUUGUCUACAUAGGAGGGUUCCAGUGCAAACCGGCCCAACCUCUGCCAGCACACCUGGAGGAGUUUGUUCAGAGUGCUGGGGAGCACGGAGUGAUUAUAAUGACUCUGGGAACUUUGGUUAAUGCUUUGCCCAAAGAUGUUGCAGAUGAAAUUGCCAGCGUCUUUGCUAAGAUGCCUCAGAAGGUGUUAUGGAGGCACAAAGGUGAACAUCCCUCCACUUUGGGCAACAACACUCUGAUAGUGGACUGGAUGCCACAGAACGACCUCCUGGGCCACCCACAGACCAAAGUCUUUGUAGCUCACGGAGGAACCAAUGGAGUCCAGGAAGCCAUUUACCAUGGUGUCCCUGUGCUUGGCAUACCCUUGUUCUUUGACCAAUAUGACAACCUCCUACGUUUGCAGGAGAGAGGAGCUGGAAAGAUCAUUCAGUUAGUUGAUGUUAAUGGCCACAGUUUUGAACAAGGUCUCAAGGAAGCGCUCCAUCAAGACAGCUACAGACUGAACAUGCAAAGACUCUCACGUCUGCACAGAGAUCAGCCAAUACCACCCAUGGAUCGGGCCAUCUUCUGGGUGGAAUACGUGAUGCGCCAUAAAGGGGCUCCACACCUGCGUACAGAGGCUUAUAAGAUGCCCUGGUACUCAUACUACUGUUUAGAUGUAGUGGUACUAUUGCUGACCAUAGCAACUGGACUGCUGCUCUCUGCUUUGGCCUUUUUCAGGUUUCUCUGCUGCAGCAGAAGAAGAAAGACCAAAGCCAAGCAACACUGACUGAGGUCAAAUUCAUUUAGAAAUAUGCUACAAUAGGUUCUGUAAAGCACUGUAUCACACUGUAGCACAAGGUAUCUAAUUUGUACCUCUUUAUUAUUUAUGAAGUAAAAUGACACUCAGUCAAUUGGUUUACAUAUAGUAUACAUAUAGUUAAAGUAAUGUACCUCCUUCCUGUUUGAAAAUCAGUUGUGAACAAUAUCUUGACAGAUUAAAAUUUUGGUUAUUAAAUGCCCCCAACUCAUUGGUGAUAGUUUCAUCUUGUCAACAUUAUUCUAUAAUUUUGCAUCCACUGUAAUAUGAAUUAGAUUGGAGCCAAAACACCAAUCACUGUCUCAGUGCUGGAACAUUGAUCAUUAUCAUGAUCUUAAGCUGACCCCAUUCAUUUCCAAUGUGCCGAGCUCCGAAAUGUUAUAAGUUGAGUAUUUUUGGGCUGAAAUCAAUUCAGAUGUGACCAAACUAAGUCCAAAUAAUCAAUUCAUUUUUGAGUGAAGAUCAAUACAUUUUUAUGUAAAAAGGAACUGUCUUUUUGUUAUCACUCCUAAAAGAGAAAAUAUUCUGCACAAAAAUCUCUCUCUAACAUGAACAUCAUGAACUGUCUGUGGACAUGCCCUCUGUUGCUUUGUGUUCAUUUCACUGACGUCUUGGCCUCACAUGCCCACAUUCCCCUGUCCAGAUGCCAAGCUUGUAAAAUAAAUAUUAGAUAUGUAAGAUAUGCUGAGAGCAAGACCAUUGCAGCUGACAUUUUUGGUCAGAGGCUAUGAGACCAAAUUUCCACUGGACUAGAGGGCAAAACAAUGUCCAUCAUCUGUUCAGUUAGAUUUAAUAAUGUUAAGAUACAAAUGUGCUUGUUGCAGAAACUGAAAAAUGCCAGAGAAACACAUGGAGCUGGGAUACAUUUAGUAAUCUGUUAUUUGUUACUUAAGACAAUGCAGUGUUUUCUCUGAGAUGCCGCUGGUAUACGACUGUGUGAGCAACAGCAAAGUUAAUCACAAUAUCAAGAACACAUGUAUGUAUCUCUACCAGGACGCCACAGGCAAUCAGUUUUUAUGGAAAACUUGGAGAUCAAUUAUGUCCUGGUUGUUAUUCUUUGUAUUUAUAUCAAUCCAGAUAAAUUACAUCAUCUUCUAAACUAAAAUCAAUGCCAGUGAGAAGACAAAUCUCAAAAAUGACUAUGGAAAAUCCUAUAAUUUCAGAAAAUAGACCAUAUUAAAACCAUUUCCCUGUCUUGAAAAGUCCCAAAACAGAUGCCUUGAAACAAUCAAAGGCUGGAAAGGAGAGCUCUCUUCAAUGCAGCAUAAGCUCAUAUGGUUUUGGUUUAUACAAUGAGUGAGGUUGCCUUGGUAAAUCUAACUACAAGCUAAAUUACAUUUCACUUAUCAUUCAGUGAUACUGUGCUUGAGACUUCUGAGUUUACUGAUGAGGAAAGAAAAUCUGUGAAGACAUUCCAAGGUAUGAAGGCAGCGAGGUGUUUUAUGAGACCUGGAAUCACAUUAAGUGUAACAUAAAAACACACACACACACACACACACACACACACACACACACACACACACACACACACACACACA
Molecule: messenger RNA, 3204 nt
Organism: Seriola aureovittata
Lineage: Eukaryota; Metazoa; Chordata; Actinopteri; Carangiformes; Carangidae
Product: UDP-glucuronosyltransferase 2C1-like
Exons: 4
Coding region: 29-1636 (535 amino acids)
Molecular function (GO): UDP-glycosyltransferase activity
Source: RefSeq, a predicted model, not a curated record